AACACAGAGCGAGUACUAUGGCUUACGUCCCGUCCCGGCUCAUUGAGCAGCGGCGUAGGCGUGAGGAUGCCAUCCGUGCCCACCAGGAAAAGGUCAACUACCUCAACGAGGCACAGCUCAAGGCGGAGUUUGAGCAGCGGACAAACAAGCGGAUCCGGACCAACAACGUGCGGCGAACGUACGAUUCGUUGAAGGAGGCCGACGAUGAGGCGCUGGCGACCCGCAAGGCCAAGCUGAGGCAGAUGUACGCACAGGAAGAGCAGGUUCUCCGCGAGGAGAUCGCGCUGACGUACGAGACGCCCGAGCAGCGGAUCGAGCGCAUGCGCGCCCGCGCGCAACAGCUGCGUGAGGAGCGUGAGGAUGAGCGGGCCAAGUUUGCGCAAGAGCAGAUGGACCGCCGCUGGCGGGCCGAGUGUGACGAGAUCCGCCACCUCAAGUCGCAAAAGAUGCAGCAGAUGGUCAACGCUGAGCGCGAGCAGCAGCUCGAAAUCAAGGCCCGCCAGCGUGAGGCCCGGUUCCAGGAGGAGGCCGAGUAUGCUGCCCAGUGGGAGGCCAACCGCCAGCUUAAGAUCGAGCGCGAGGUCCAGGACCGCCAGCGCGCCGCUAUGCUCACCCGCGAGAUGAUGGGCACUCUCGAGGACCAGAUGGCCGAGCACGCGGCACGCAAGGCCGCCGCCGAGGCCAUCAAGACUGAAGAGGCUGCCCUCCUCCAGCAACAGUGGGAGCUCGACGCCAUGGCCGCAGACCGCCGCAAGCUCCUGCACGCUCAGCAGACCGCAGACCGCCGCGCCGAGCUCGACUACUACAACCAGCUCUCGCUUGCCCGUCGCCAGGAGGAGGCCCGCCGCGAGCGCGAGAACGACAUCAAGAUCAUCAACGACCUCGUCGAGGCCGAAAAGGGCGUCGAGGAGCGCGAGGCUGCCACCCGCCUCGCUCUCAAGGCCGAGGCCCUCGAGUAUCGCUCCCACCUGCUCCGCCAGAUGGAGCGUGAGGCCGCCAACGAUGCAAAGCUCGACCGCAUGCGCGCCGAGCAGCUCGAAGUCGAGUGGGCCAAGCGUCAGGCCCAGUGGGAUGCAGAGGCCCGUGCCCGCGAGGCGCUCAUGGCCGAGGUCUUCGAGGCCCGCCGCCAGCAGAUUGCCAUCAAGCUCGCCCGCAAGGCCGAGGAGCGCCGCGAGCAGGUCCUCGCCUGCGAGCGCCUGGAGCGCGAGAUGGAGAUGGCAAAGGUCGCAGAGUCACAAGAGGCCGCAAACAAGCUCGCCAAGGAGCGCGAGUACAAGCGCGCUCUUCUCAUCCAGGCCGAGCAGCGCGCCACCGCACGCGACCGCGCCGAGGAGCGCGAGCGCCGCGAAUACGAGUCCAUGCGCGAGGAGCGCGAGGCCUACGAGCGCCGCCUCGCCCGCGAGCUGCAGCGUGACGUCUCGCUCGGCGACCACCGCCGCACAAAGGCCUCGGUCUACCACGGGUAGCCGUGCCUCGAUUC
Messenger RNA from Thecamonas trahens ATCC 50062, 1480 nucleotides. RefSeq names its product flagellar associated protein. NCBI's taxonomy places the organism in Eukaryota, Apusomonadida, Apusomonadidae. Bases 18 to 1466 code for a protein of 482 amino acids. The transcript has 2 exons. The record is from RefSeq and is a predicted model, not a curated record.